GUAAAAAAUUGACUUGAUUGAAAACAUAGAAGUCGUUUUUAGUUAACCGCCAUCGACGAUCGCGAGCGUCCACCUGUCAUACGGAUGUCGUCUUAUGCAGUUUUUCGUUAUAAAUAAACGAUUAAUUAAUAAACGCGUAAAUAUGAAUGAUGAUCAUGAAUAAACUAUGAAUAAAAUGAAGACAGCAAGUUAUUCAGUAUUAUUUUAUAUCUUUUGUAUUUUAAUAACUAAAUGUAAAGUUACCUGUCAAGAAAACCUAAAUUCUAAAAAAAUCGAAAUACGUACAGCGGCUUCUCGAUCAAUAUCCCCUAAAUCAACCCAGCAACAAAUAAAUACUAAUUCUAUUACAAAUGACUUACCAAUAAAACCAAUAAAUCAACUUGACACAAUAACUGAAUUAUACAACUCAACAUCAUGUAUUGAACCGCCAUUUUCUUGUCCUCAUCCCAGAAUACAAUUUUUUUUGUACACUAGACUGACACAAAAUAAACCCGACCUAUUAGAUGUAACUAAACAGGAAUCUUUGUAUUCAUCUCAUUUUAAUCCUAAAUAUCCAGUGAAGAUUAUAAUUCAUGGUUAUCACGGUGGCAGAAAUUUGUCCCCAAGUACUGAUCUUCGAAAUGCAUAUUUCACUAGAGGCAAAUACAAUAUCAUAAUCGUUGAUUAUUCGAAAUUGACUCAAACUCCAUGUUUAAGUCAAUUAGAAUGGGCUCCACGAUUCUGUGCUAUGUGUAUUGCCCAAUUGGUAAACUAUUUGGCAUCUCAUCCUCGUGGAGUUCAGCCGGACAAAUUGCACUUCAUGGGAUAUAGUGCCGGUGCUCACAUCGCAGGCUUAACAUCAAACUUUGUCGACAAUGGAAAAAUCGGCCGUAUCACCGGUUUGGAUCCAACUAUUAUAUUUUACAUGGGAAAUAAUCGUUCCAGAGAUCUUGAUCAUACUGAUGCACAUUUUGUUGACAUUAUACACACUGCAGCUGGUUUUUUUGGGCAAUGGGGUCCCAAUGGUCAUGCUGAUUUUUAUGUAAAUGGAGGAACGUCUCAACCGGGUUGUGUUAGUAAUAGUUUAAUUCGAACUCUAUCCUGUGAUCAUACUAAAGUUUCGCCUUACUUCAUUGAAUCAAUCAAUAGUGAUAUCGGUUUUUGGGCAAAACCUUGUAGUAAUCGAUUUUUAUUUAAUCUUGGCCUAUGUGACUCGCCAGAAUCGGAAUACGUUUUAAUGGGUGAACAUAUAACACAUAAGGCACGAGGUACUUUUUAUUUAACUACAAACGCUAAGAAACCGUUUGCAAAAGGUUUUCCAAAAGAAAGAUCAUCCCGAGCUUCUAAUAACAUUUUUGGAUAGUUCGUAAUACAGUAAACCUAUCAAUAAUAUUUAUUAUGAUGUCGUUCUAUUUGGCAAAACAACUCUAUUAUUGUAACAAUCGAAAAAACAUUGUACAGUUUGAAAUAGAUCAAACUAACUUUUAUAACUAUUGAUACAAUUAAUCGAUGUAUAAACAUAUUGAAUUUUUUAAAAUUUAAAAAUAGGCUUUUAUUUAGAGAUUUUCUUACAAAAAAUGUUAUACUACUUUAAAAUUAAAACAAUUUUUGAGUAAAAUUAAAAAAGUAAAAUCAAGGAAUAAAACAAUCGUAAUAAUAUUGUUUUCUGAAGACAAGUUGGUAAUUCAUUAAUUACAUUUAUUUAUUAAAUAUCAUAAUUCAUCAAAAAUUUUUUUAAGUUAUGUAAAAUUUUUAAGUUUAUCCCUUAUGCCUUAUAAGGCUGUCAACUUUGUUUUUUUAAAUGGGACACGUAUUUUUAAUUUAAUAAAAUGUUUGAGUUUUUAAUUUAUAAGUAAAUGGCAUUUGAAUUUUUAAUAUAACUUUUUUAUUUAACUCUUUUAUUAGAUAUAAACAUUUAAAGUUUCAAAUUUUUGAGUUCAUAUACAUGUAUAAUACACAAGGGAUUACAAAUACAGAUAGCUAAUUGAUUUUUUAUGACAUUGCUCUCAUAAUCUAGGAUUUUUUAUUAUUAAUUAUGAUUAUCAAUAGAUAUCCUUUCUAUAUUGUUAGUUAGUGUAUUUAUAUACUUAAAAUACGUGUUCCCAUUUAAAAAAACAAAGUUGACAUACUUAUAAGGCAUAAGGGAUAAACUUAAAAAGUAUUACAUAGUUAUAAUAAUUACACAAUAAUUCAAGAAUAAUGUGUAACUAAAUAUAAUAAAAAAAAAUUGUUUAAAUUAUUAUUAUUAUGUAAGUAAUUGAGUGAGUCAUGAUAAAAAAAUCACCCUGUAUACUAAAAUGUAGGAAGUAUUUUUCUUUAUAUUUUUGAAGGAACUGGUAUUACAUGUACUUAAUUUUCUUUGACAUAAUUAAUAUUAUAACCCUUAUCAAGUGAACUUUCACUGAUGAAUUUUUUUAUUUUAUAGUUUUUAUGUUGAAAGUAAUGUAUAAGAAAAUACAAUGUAUUUUUCAGAUCAAAAAUUUAUUUCAUGAUUUUUUGUAAAUGUAAUUAUAAAAAACUUUGGUAUAAAAAAAAUUAGACGUAUAAAGAACGGUUGGGUUAAUAUAUUUCUGAAAAACGGAAAUGGCUAUCAUAUAUUACGUUCAUUUCUUUAUUAUAAUAUCUACCACUGUAAAAUACAUUGCUCAUCUAUUUUGAGCUGCAUAUUCAUUACUUUUAAAAUCAUUUGUUGAGUAUUUAAAUUAUUAAUCAAUUUACUAAUAAUUUAAUUCUAUCUUUUUUAUCUUAAUUUCUAGAAAUAUUUAGAUAUGAUAAGAGUAUGUGAGUGUAUUAAAAGUAUACUCAUAAUUAAUACAAUUUUAUCAGAAAAGAGUAAAUUAAAUAGUUUACCAAAAAAAAAAUAAAAUAGCAAUUGAUUUAAUAACCCUUUGGAUCUUGAGGUCUCUUUUAUUUUUUAAACUUUUUAACAAAUUUUUUUUAUAACAGGUUCAAAUUGAAAAAAAUAAUGAAUAUAUUUAUAUUUAGUGACCCAUCUUGUAUAAAUUUGUAGGGAAUUUUUAUAACUUUAUGAAAAUAAUUUUGGAUUUCGAAAAAUAUUUCAUAAAAAGUAAUGACGCAAAGUUGAACUGAAAUGCAUAAUUUACUUUUAGCAACCCAGUUGCAUCAUCAACAGUUUAACUGAUUUAGCAAAAUAAAAUAAAACAAGACUAAGCCUGUGUGCAUAACAAUAUAUGUAUGAACAAUAUUA
Molecule: messenger RNA, 3187 nt
Organism: Daktulosphaira vitifoliae (grape phylloxera)
Lineage: Eukaryota; Metazoa; Arthropoda; Insecta; Hemiptera; Phylloxeridae
Product: pancreatic lipase-related protein 2-like
Exons: 8
Coding region: 167-1342 (391 amino acids)
Biological process (GO): lipid metabolic process
Molecular function (GO): lipase activity
Source: RefSeq, a predicted model, not a curated record